Rana temporaria (common frog) is the source of this 349-nucleotide messenger RNA. RefSeq names its product ribosomal protein S28 (gene RPS28). Gene Ontology annotation, molecular function: structural constituent of ribosome. The record is from RefSeq and is a predicted model, not a curated record. The coding region runs from base 65 to 274 and encodes 69 amino acids. The transcript has 4 exons. Gene Ontology annotation, cellular component: cytosolic small ribosomal subunit; ribosome. NCBI's taxonomy places the organism in Eukaryota, Metazoa, Chordata, Amphibia, Anura, Ranidae. Gene Ontology annotation, biological process: translation; maturation of SSU-rRNA; ribosomal small subunit assembly.
CCUGAGAACUAUAAAAAGGUGCGGGGUGAGCACGUGAUCCUCUUUCUUGCUCGAAUCCGCCAUCAUGGAUACAGGCCGUGUGCAGCCGAUCAAGCUUGCUCGGGUAACAAAAGUUCUUGGGAGAACUGGAUCUCAGGGACAGUGUACUCAGGUCCGUGUUGAGUUCAUGGAUGAUACCAAUCGCUCCAUCAUAAGAAAUGUAAAGGGCCCUGUUCGUGAGGGAGAUGUAUUGACCCUGUUGGAAUCUGAACGUGAAGCUAGAAGACUACGCUAGCAAUGCCUUAAACUUUCAUCGAUGGACCUUGCAGCAGCUUUGUAUCUUGGUUAAAAAUAAAAUUUACAAAAUGUU